GCUGUCGUUCCCAUGAACCGACUCUAGAAGUAGAAACCCCUUCGUUAAUAAAUAAAAAUUGUAUAUCAACACGCUUGUCUCUCCUGAUUCUGGAGUCUACCAAAAUUUUGAGCAUCCAGUGGAGUCGCGCAGAUGUCAGUAACCCUACACACAAAUCUUGGUGACAUCAAGUGCGAGAUUGCUUGUGACGAGGUCCCCAAAACGGCAGAGAAUUUUUUGGCACUAUGUGCAAGCGGUUACUAUGAUGGAACAAUAUUUCACCGGAACAUCAAAGGUUUUAUGAUUCAAGGUGGAGACCCAACAGGAACAGGCAAAGGUGGGACCAGCAUAUGGGGCAAGAAGUUUAAUGAUGAGAUAAGAGAGUCCCUCAAGCACAAUGCAAGGGGGAUAUUGGGAAUGGCCAAUAGUGGGCCUAAUACUAAUGGAAGCCAAUUCUUUAUAACUUUCGCAAAGCAACCACAUCUUAAUGGAUUAUACACUGUGUUUGGCAAAGUGAUCCAUGGCUUCGAAGUCCUUGAUCUCAUGGAAAAGACACAAACAGGACCAGGGGAUCGACCACUUGCCGAGAUAAGACUUAAUCGUGUAACUAUACAUGCUAAUCCGCUUGCUGGCUAGACUUGGCACGAGUGCUAUUGGUUGUGUUGUAUUCGAAUGAGGACCCUUUAGUAAUGAUUUUUUGACUAAAAUCGUGCUUAUUUACAUGGAAUUAACAUGUAAAUUUUGGCAUUAUAAAAUGGUAGGAUUGCAUCAUCUACACGAUUAAUGAUGGGAAAUGCUAUCAGAAUUUUGGUCAUGUAAGUCACAUGAAAAUAUGGGUAGUAAGAUUUGUGUGCAAAGAGGGUUGUCUCAAGAUGUUAUUGGUAUCAGUCUCUGCUAGAUUUUCAUUUUUACAGAUGACUCUUGUUAAAUAAAAAAAAAAAAAAAAAAGGAUUUGGAGAGUUGAAGGGUAUUUCGAUCUUCUUAUUUGUUAUAUCGUUCUUACUUUUUCCUUUUCCUUUUCCUUGUGAAUGGU
Pistacia vera is the source of this 1012-nucleotide messenger RNA. Its product is annotated as peptidyl-prolyl cis-trans isomerase CYP18-1. NCBI's taxonomy places the organism in Eukaryota, Viridiplantae, Streptophyta, Magnoliopsida, Sapindales, Anacardiaceae. Gene Ontology annotation, biological process: protein folding; protein peptidyl-prolyl isomerization. Gene Ontology annotation, molecular function: peptidyl-prolyl cis-trans isomerase activity. Gene Ontology annotation, cellular component: catalytic step 2 spliceosome. The coding region runs from base 133 to 615 and encodes 160 amino acids. The record is from RefSeq and is a predicted model, not a curated record. The transcript has 5 exons.